Messenger RNA from Alternaria arbusti, 672 nucleotides. RefSeq lists its product as uncharacterized. Lineage: Eukaryota; Fungi; Ascomycota; Dothideomycetes; Pleosporales; Pleosporaceae. Bases 1 to 672 code for a protein of 223 amino acids. The transcript has 2 exons. The record is from RefSeq and is a predicted model, not a curated record.
AUGGCUACGGCUACCAGAGAUAUUUACGCUCGUCAAGAGGCUGUAGCGAGUGGGAACCCAGUUUACGUUGUCACCGUCACCCAUGUCAAGCGUGUCACCGCCCGUCAAGAAGCUGGACCGACUGAUCUAGUCGAGGUCAUGACGAACACGGACACUAAAGAAGCUGGACCAAUUGACCCCGUCUACGUGGUCACGGUCACCGAUUCUAUCGCUACCACCGCCGAACCGACUGAUCCAGUCUACGUCGUCACAGUCACUGACACCCUCGCUACCACCGCCCAUCAAGAAGCUGAACCAACAAACCCAGUCUACGUCGUCACAGUCACCGACACCGACGCUGCCAACCCACUUCAAGAGGUUGAACCGACUGACCCAGUCUACGUCGUUACCGUCACCGCCACCAACGCCGUCAACGCACGCCGAGUUCCUGACAAAAUUUCUGCUUCCAUUGAGCCUCAGAUGACGGCAGCCGAUUACGGAUGCCCACCAGGUACUUGUGGAUCAGCUUGUCGUUCCGGUCAUUACUGCAACAAACUGUUUGGUCGUGUCGCUGCUGUGGAGGAUGGUGUUUCGAAGGAGCCGUUGGCUUCCGAGGAACCUGUGCCUACGAGGGGGGGCACGGGACUACAAGACACUUUACUCACCUUUAUCACUGGCAACGAAAACACGUGA